UCUCGAGGAUCCAGGCUUCUCCUUCUUUGAUCCUACCACACAGGAUCCGGGAUUUCUCAUGGAUCCGGCUGAGGCUCCCUUGGUGCCUGACCUUGACCAGCUAGCUCUUUAGAGCGACACUGGGCAGGCAGAAGAUCAGGGUUUCCCUGAUGUGUCGACCUUCCUCGACGACUCCACCACGAUGGAUGGACCUGACACUUAUGGUGAGAUACCUGCGGGAGACCAAUCUAAUCAUAGCGAAGAGCUCGAUGAGGCCAUGGGGCAAACACGGCGCACACCCUUGCGCUUCGAGGAGGAACCCAUGCCAUCUCUCGAACGCUGGCCCCCGAACGCGCAAGGAAGAUUUGAGUGCUGGUUCAAGGACUGCGGUCGUAAUUACCCUGGGAGGAGCCAUCUAGCGAAACAUCUCCGCAAGCACUUCAGACCCGUCAUUUGUCCCGUAUGCCCUCGCCCUAUGAGGUCCCCCGGUGGCGAGCUUGCAGCCGACGAGCUCGCAGUCGACCAGCUCUGGCGCUGCGCAGAGCAGCGAGACAUGGAGCGCCACGUCUUAGCGCAUCAUACGCAGUGGGCAGUGAAUCACGGCUUCGUCCAGGAGUUGAUCCGUUGUCCGACUUGCAACGAAGAGUUCACCCGCGAGGACAACCUUCGGAGGCACGAGAGAAGGGCUCAUGGGGGAUGACCUACGGAGAGCUGUGUGGGCAUAGUAGCGAGUCCCAGGGGGCAAUUUCCUCAUUACAUUUCGUUACAAUUGAUAGUUUACUG
Molecule: messenger RNA, 762 nt
Organism: Microdochium trichocladiopsis
Lineage: Eukaryota; Fungi; Ascomycota; Sordariomycetes; Xylariales; Microdochiaceae
Exons: 2
Coding region: 182-679 (165 amino acids)
Biological process (GO): regulation of transcription by RNA polymerase II
Molecular function (GO): DNA-binding transcription factor activity; RNA polymerase II cis-regulatory region sequence-specific DNA binding
Source: RefSeq, a predicted model, not a curated record